AUGCCUCGUGAGAAGGAAAUUGGCCGUAUGAUCUUCGAACUCUAUGAAGAUGUAGUUCCUAAGACUGCUGAGAACUUUCGCCAAUUCUGCACUGGAGAAUACAGAAAGGAUGGUGUCCCCAUUGGUUACAAAGGGGCCACAUUCCAUAGAGUCAUCAAGGACUUCAUGAUUCAGGGAGGAGACUUUGUGAAUGAUUCUGCAAUUCCAGGAUACUUACCACAUGAGUACUUCACCAAAAUUCCUCCAAGGAAUCUUUCAUCUACCCUUUGCCAGAGGUGUUACUUCCUCAAGCACCACAAUGUCGCUCUGAAUGUGAAUGUUCCCCCAGAAUCCUAUGCUGAAAUAAUAUCUCCCAUUCGAAACAAGACAGCUCUGAUCCUACUCAUAGUUGACUUGGUUGAUUUUCCCUGCAGUUUCUUCCCAACAAUAUUGCAGAUUGUAGGACAUAAGCGCCCACUAUUCAUUGUUGGGAACAAAGUAGACCUGAUCCCUCAAGAUUCAGAUGGUUACUUACAACGGAUCAAGCGUUCAAUCUUUGAUACCCUUGUUUCUGCUGGAGUGAGUCCUAGCAACAUCAAAGACAUAGCUGUGAUAUCAGCCAAGACUGGCUAUGGCAUUGAAGAUCUCAUCACACAAAUUCACAAUAUGUGGGGAAGCAAAGGACAUCUUGGUCGUACCUUCAGAGAAAACCCCUCUGUAGUGAGACCUGACCCUUUUGAGUUUAAAGUGGAAGAUCCAUCUGAGAUGAAUACUGAGAGUGAAGACAAGUUGGAUCCUCAGAGCAAACACUACUUCUACUCUCAGUGGUGCUAUGAUACUCCGGGAACUGUCAACUUUGACCAAAUUAUCAACAUCCUGACAGCUGAAGAGUUGAUGCUGACUCUGCCAAAGUCAAUCCUAAAUCCACGGACAUUUAGAUUUUGGCCCAAUCAUACCUACUUCUUGGCUGGUCUGGCACGCAUUGACUUUCAUGGCUAUACUGAUGAUUCAUCUGAUGGAAUUCUGAUCACAUUUUUCGCAUCCCAAUAUCUCCCGAUUGUCUACACAUUGACGUCGGACGCCCAAUCUUUCUAUGACGAAAACUUGGGCACAGAAGUACUCCUGGUGCCUAGAGACAACCAGAAAGGACGGCUAGAUUCAUGGCCACGUAUGGGAUCCACAACCGUCCAGGUGGAAGGGGUGGGACUCCGAGAGAGUGCAGCUGAUAUCGUCCUCUCCUCAGCAGGUUGGGUGUCAGUGACAAUUCCAGAAGGGAAAAGAUGUAUAUUCGAAGUCCACACCCCUGGGGGACGAGGAGUGUUCCUUCGCCAACCCCCUAUGCUUCCAUUUGCAGUCAAUCUGAAGGGAUCAUCUGUGAAAAAAACUCCAGCUUUCAGGCUCAGCAGGCCUUAUACUCCGCGAGAAUGACCGGCGUGACAUUUAUAUUUUGUAAUAGGCAGUAAGUGAAAUAAAGGAUAUACUUUUUCCUG
Molecule: messenger RNA, 1469 nt
Organism: Darwinula stevensoni
Lineage: Eukaryota; Metazoa; Arthropoda; Ostracoda; Podocopida; Darwinulidae
Source: the annotation of a GenBank genome assembly